UUUCCUGUUUCGUUUGUCAUAGAUGUCGGUUCUUUCGCAAGCGGACCGAAGUUAAUAAAUUCAAGCAAAAGCAUAAGUGUAUAUUGUAAACAGCACAAAAGUGCGGCUCAAGUUUAAUCAAAUCGAGUGAUAUUCAAAGUAAAAGCAGUCUCAUCCCUCCCUUCACACAGAAUGCAUCCGGAUGAGCCACCACAGUCGGAUAGCUCUGCCUUAGAUAAUGCGCUGAACGUCUUAGCACAGGUGAAUGGCAACGCCUAUCAAAUGAAUUUGCUGCCAGAUCGUCACAUUGGCUUUCCGUGCCGUCAGUGCCAGAUGGUCGACUAUGCCGGACUGCGCUAUACGUGCUUUCACUGCAAGAAUUAUCAUCUGUGCGGCAUUUGCUACUCGGACAAUCAUAUGCCGGCAUCGCCGAAUCACAAAUAUUAUCACAUAAUGCAGGUGUUCUACACCCGUACGGCGUUCCAGCUGUACUAUGACGGGGAGGAGCCGUCCACCAGCCCCAUGGACAUGCAGAGCUUCAAGUGCGCCCUGUGCCAGCGGCUGGGAUUCACCAUUGAGACGCUGUACCAGCAUCUGCUGGAGAUGCACCGUGACCAUGCGGACUACAAGGAUUACCUGCUGAUGGCUUAUUCGUAUUACUUUGUCGACUACACGUCGAGACAUCCGGGUGCUGUUCCGCUGAUCGCCGCCCAGGUCGUGGGGGGAUCGGGAUCCCGUUUGCAAUUGCCAGCGCCAGCACCAGCCCCAGCCCCAUUAGCGCCUCAACAAGCUCCCAUGGCAGCGGCUUGGAACCCACCAAUUGCUGGCCAAUCUGCGGUAGUUGCAGCCGCAGUUCCAGUGCCAUUUCAUCCGAUCGCCGGUCAGGCCACAGCGGGGUCGCCAUUCCAACUCCAAUUGCCAGCGUCAUUGCCGCCAGCUGCAGCUGCAGCUCCAGUGCCAAUAAUUCAGCUUGAGAUACCAGGUUUGGCGCCAACAGCACCAGCAGCAGCCCCAAGGACCGUUUACCGUUCGACAGCCCGUGCCCCCAUCACUGAGGCAACCAUUGUGGCCAUGGACCGUGUGUUGUUUGGGCUGCAGCGUGUGAUGGAUCGGCUGCUCAAUCUAGACUUAAAUAUCGACAGUUACGAAGCGCACUGCACGGGACUAGUGAUGCGGGCACGCAGCCUGCGCGAACAGUUUUCCCACCUACAGGCCAACAAUAUAGCCCACAAUGGCAUCGCCAGCAAUGUCGAUCGCAUCUGCCGCCUGAUCGAGAUGGAGGGGAUUUCACGCCUACGAGCGCGUUGGGAGUCACCGCCAGUGCCCACAAGUCGCCCACAAGUCCCGUUCAGUUCGGUCUCCAGCAGGCCAAUCAAUCGACGCGUCCGUGAGGUGACGUCGACUAGGCUGCAAGAGCCGCCCCUACCACCGGCAGCUGCCAGUCGUCGUGCCGCUGCUAUGCCGCCGCUGCACGCACCAACGGAGGGAUCGAACGGAAAUGUCAAUGCACGUCAGCACCACUUGAAUACGUUCUUCCUGUGCGAUCAGUCGGCGAUUCGUAGUCCCUCUGUCGGCCGCGGUUUGCCGAAUUUAACCCGCGCCCAUAAUGUCAACCCAUUGAACCUCGACAGCGUUGCGAACCGACACGGCUCGUACCUCACAAGCUGGCAGGCUGUGCCGCAAAACCGUCAGGCUGUGCCGCAAAACCGUCAGGCUGUGCCGCAAUACCGUCAGGCUGUACCGCAAAACCGCCAGGCUGUUGUGCCGAACACAAUCCUCGUGGGUCCGCUUGGGGCCACACCCGUGGGUCUGUUUGGGCCACCACCAAAGAAGAGCGACAACAUCACAGAGCUGGUUACUGGUGCCGAGCCAAAGCUGAAGAGCAUAGAUAAACCGAACGACAAAUGGGAUCUCACUGAUGAUCGUUUUUGCUGCUCAAAGCUGAAAAAGGCCUUUGAAAAGAUGCCUGGAAACACUGAACACGACAGAAAGGUGUCCAAGGCACGUUUCGUGAAUGCUGUCAUCUGCUCCAUGCUCACCGAGGAGGAGCUCAGCUCCGUGCCACUGGACUUGCACUCGAUGCAGGAAAUGCGCGCCAAUCAGACACCGCCCAAUGCCACAACAGCUGGGGCUAUCAGCGAGCUGAAGCCACUGGCGGAGCAGCUCAACCAAGGGCCACGUUGCAUGCCGGUGACCCAGAAUGUGGGCCAAGCCCGUGAGUCGGGCGUGAAUGCCAUGACCAAGUAUCUUAAAGGUCUCGUGGAUUAUCAUCACUGGUUGGACCGUUUAACCCAGAAUAUUGAAGCCAAGAAGGGAUCCAAAGAGAGUGAAGACAAGAAGAAGGGAUGCAAGGAUCCAGAGGCCCAGGCAACAUCCAGCAAUCGUCACCUGGAGAACAUAUUGCAGAUCAAUUCAUCGGCCGAUUACGGUCAAGAUGGACACAUUCUCGGUGCUGGGAUAAACGGCAGUAACGACCUGAAUCCAAUAGCAUUUAUUGAUAGCAACGAUGGCGAUGCCGAUGACGACGAAAGCUAUGACGAGGAAAGCAAGGCUGGCACUGAUUUUGCCAACGAUGACAAUGACAAUGGCAAUGGUGAUGGUGCCGAUAAUAAUAACAAUACCGAUGCGAACAACAAUGAAGACAACAACUCUCCACCCUUACACAUUGAUAUUUUCAACACACUGAAUAACGGCAUUGGGGCGCCAGAAGGAGAAGAAAAUCAGCAGCCACUUGCAGCUGCAGCUGCAGCUGUGGCAGUGCCAGCUUCAGAUGUUGCAGCAGCCGUUCCAGCCAUCAUUGAUGAUGCUGAGAUAAUUUAUGUGCCAGGUUCGGACAGCGAAGCAUCUGAUGACGAUUCCAAUGAGCUCGACUAUCUCUUCGAAGAUGAUGACAGUUAUUUUGGGGAAGAGUAUUGAAACCACAAUAUGCCACAAUAUUAUUAAAUGUAAAACGAACAUAAAAUAAAAGAAAGAAAGCAAGUAAACAAAGGAGAAAGAAAGAAAGCAAGUAAACAAAGGAGAAAGAAAGAAAAGAAAAAGCCAAAAUAUUCAGCAAAACAGGAAACUACAUGUAAAACAUAAAAAUACUAAUAAUAAUUCUGGAACAGAAAAAAACAAAAAACAUUUCAGAUCAAAAUUCCAUAAUUUCAAAGAAAUAUUGACUUUACAGAAAAUUUAUAUAUAUAUAUAUAUAUCAUAUAUAACUGUAGUUAUUACCAAUAAAAAAGAGUUCCUACGCAAGUUUAGU
Messenger RNA from Drosophila obscura, 3226 nucleotides. RefSeq lists its product as uncharacterized. The record is from RefSeq and is a predicted model, not a curated record. The transcript is spliced from 2 exons. The coding region runs from base 172 to 2895 and encodes 907 amino acids. Gene Ontology annotation, molecular function: zinc ion binding. NCBI's taxonomy places the organism in Eukaryota, Metazoa, Arthropoda, Insecta, Diptera, Drosophilidae.